GCUGGAGCUCUUCCGUGCGUGUGUAUGCCUGUAGGUGUAUGCGUGUGUUCGAGAGAGUGGACUUCAUCAAGACGAGGGCCACGGCUGCAGAACUGGCGCGUCCACACACUGCAAACUACCUCCACGCGGUAACGACUGAGACGAGGGCUGAGCGCUUGGAGGGUUCCCGUAUCCGGCGCUUUGCACGAGGAGCCAUAUUUGUCUCCGACAUGUAGUCACUCCAGCAGCGUGGGUGAUCACAGCGGUAAAGAAGAGGAUGAAGAGUGAGGGUAGGCUGAUGCCAUGAAAAUCACAACAAUCCAUUGAGGAAGAGCACGGAGGUGCGCGAUGAUGACUAUGGACCCGAGCGGGGCGAUUCGAGGGAGGUAGCGUCCGCCAGAGUCCACGGAAACGUCUAUUAGUCGCUUUCGUGUGGAGGAUGGAUUUCAGCCGGCUCCGGAACAUCAUCAGUCGAUACUGCGUAGGGGAGGAGAACUGGGUCGACAGUAGGACCGUCUACAUCGGCCAUAAAGAACCCCCUCCUGGAGCAGAGGCCUAUAUACCUCAGCGUUACCCUGACAACCGCAUCGUCUCCUCAAAGUACACCUUUUGGAACUUCAUCCCCAAGAACCUGUUUGAACAGUUCCGACGAAUUGCCAACUUCUACUUUUUGGUCAUAUUUCUUGUCCAGCUCAUCAUCGACACCCCCACCAGCCCAGUCACCAGUGGCCUGCCGCUCUUCUUCGUUAUCACGGUUACCGCCAUCAAGCAGGGCUACGAGGACUGGCUACGACACAAAGCUGACUGCUCCAUCAACGAGUGUCCGGUGGAUGUGGUGCAGCGUGGGAAGGCGGCGAGGACGCAGAGUCACAAGCUACGGGUGGGUGACAUCGUGGUGGUUAGAGAAGACGAGACCUUCCCAUGUGACCUCAUCCUCCUCUCGUCAAGCCGACAGGAUGGUACCUGCUACGUCACAACCACUAGCCUGGAUGGGGAGUCCAGUCACAAGACGUACUACGCCAUACCAGAUACAAUGGCCUUCAGGACUGACCAGGAAGUGGAUUCCCUACACGCCACUAUUGAAUGUGAACAACCACAGCCUGACCUCUACAAAUUUGUGGGACGGAUCAAUAUUUAUAAGGAAAAUGAAGAACCUGUCGCGAGACCACUUGGUGCUGAGAACUUACUACUCAGAGGAGCAACACUGAAGAACACACAACAUAUUUAUGCCGUUGCCAUCUACACCGGCAUGGAGACGAAGAUGGCGCUCAAUUACCAGUCCAAGUCACAGAAGCGUUCCGCCGUAGAAAAGUCCAUGAAUGCCUUUCUGAUUGUCUAUCUUUGCAUCUUGAUCAGUAAAGCAGUCAUCAACACCGUACUAAAAUACGCCUGGCAGUGGUCUCCGGACCGUGACGAGCCAUGGUACAACCAUAGGACGGAGAAUGAGCGACAAAGACAUGUGGUGAUCCGAGCUUUCACCGACUUCCUAGCCUUCACCGUGUUGUUCAAUUACAUCAUUCCCGUGUCCAUGUACGUCACGGUGGAGAUGCAGAAAUUUCUGGGCUCCUAUUUCAUCACGUGGGAUGAGGAAAUGUUCGACGAGGAAUUGGGAGAGGGAGCUCAGGUUAACACCUCCGACCUGAAUGAGGAGCUGGGUCAGGUGGAAUAUGUUUUCACUGAUAAGACGGGCACUCUGACGGAGAACAACAUGGAGUUUAUCGAAUGCUGCGUAGAUGGGAACGUUUACAUUCCCCAUGCAAUCUGCAACGGUCAAAUCCUAAGCGCUGCCUCCAGCAUAGACAUGAUUGAUUCUUCACCGGGUGGAUAUCGCAGAGAGCAUGAGGACCUGUUUUUCCGGGCAUUGUGUCUGUGUCACACGGUGCAAGUGAAGGAGGAGGAGACAGUGGACGGCAUCAAGAAGGGCAUCCAUCAAGGCCGACCCACUUCCUUUUACAUCUCCUCCUCUCCGGAUGAGGUGGCUUUAGUCGAGGGAAUGAAAAGGCUGGGCUACACCUACCUGAGACUGAAAGACAACUACAUGGAGAUCCUGAACAAAGACGACGAGAUUGAAAGAUUUGAGCUGCUUCAUGUGCUCAACUUUGACUCUGUCAGGAGGAGAAUGAGUGUCAUUGUCAGGGCGAGUUCAGGGGAAUAUUUGCUCUUCUGCAAGGGCGCUGAUUCUGCCAUUUUUCCUGUGGUGGUAUCUGGCAAGGUGGAGCAGGUGAAGGCUCGUGUGGAGCAAAAUGCUGUAGAGGGCCUGCGAACCUUGUGCGUAGCCUACAAGAAGCUGUCGGAGUCCGAGUACCAAGAUGCAUGUCGGCACUUGACGGAUGCCAAGCUGGCUCUGCAGGACAGGGAACAGCGGCUGGCUGAGGCUUAUGAGGUCAUUGAAAGAGAAUUUGUGCUCCUGGGUGCCACUGCAGUAGAGGACAGGCUCCAGGAGAAGGCGGCCGACACCAUCGAGUCACUGCACAAGGCGGGAAUUAAAGUUUGGGUGCUGACAGGAGACAAAAUGGAGACGGCGGCGGCCACCUGCUACGCCAGCAAGCUGUUUCGCCGUACCACUCAAAUCCUGGAGCUGACCAAGAAGCGCACAGAGGAGCAGAGUCUGCAUGAUGUUUUGUUUGAGCUCAACAGGACAGUUCUCAGGCAGCGAUCCAUUUCUGGGUUGACUGUCGACUGCCUGGAUUUCGGCCUGAUCAUCGACGGAGCCACGCUGUCGGCCGUCCUCAAGCCAAACCAGGACGUUGCCGGCCACGGAAACUAUCGAGAGAUCUUCCUGGAGAUCUGUCGUAACUGCAGCGCUGUGCUUUGCUGUCGAAUGGCACCGCUGCAGAAGGCACAGAUUGUGAAGCUGAUCAAAGCCUCCAAAGAGCACCCGAUUACGCUCGCUGUUGGAGAUGGAGCGAAUGACGUCAGCAUGAUUUUAGAAGCACACGUGGGCAUUGGGAUCAUGGGUAAAGAAGGUCGACAGGCCGCCAGGAACAGCGACUAUGCCAUCCCCAAGUUCAAGCAUCUGAAAAAAAUGCUGCUGGUUCACGGCCACUACUACUACAUACGCAUCGCCGAGUUGGUCCAGUACUUCUUCUACAAGAAUGUAUGCUUCAUCUUCCCGCAGUUCCUGUACCAGUUCUUCUGCGGCUUCUCCCAGCAGCCUCUGUACGACACGGCUUAUUUGACCUUGUAUAACAUCAGCUUCACGUCACUGCCCAUCCUCCUCUACAGUCUGGUGGAAAAGCACGUCACCAUGGAGACGCUUAAACGGGAGCCCUCCUUGUACAGGGAUAUCGCCAAAAACUCCCUCCUCUGCUGGCCAGUCUUUCUGUACUGGACAUGCCUGGGCGUGUUUGACGCCGUCGUCUUCUUCUUUGGUGCCUACUUCCUAUUUGACAAUACCACCUUCACCAGCAAUGGCCAGCUCAUGACCACCAACACGCAGAUGAUGUUUGGCAACUGGACCUUCGGGACUCUUGUUUUCACUGUGCUAGUGUUCACCGUGACACUCAAGCUCGCCUUGGACACGCACUACUGGACCUGGAUCAACCAUUUUGUCAUCUGGGGCUCUCUCCUUUUCUAUGUGAUCUUCUCGCUCCUUUGGGGAGGCAUCAUUUGGCCCUUCCUCAACUACCAGAGGAUGUAUUAUGUCUUCAUGCAAAUGCUAUCCAGCGGGCCGGCCUGGCUUAGCAUCAUCUUGCUCAUCACGGUCAGCCUGCUUCCUGAUGUCAUUAAGAAGGUCCUCUGCAGGGCCGUAUGCCCUACAGCCACUGAGCGUACUCAGCAGGAUCGUGACAAGUUGGCACGGGAUGACGUGGCCGAGCUGUCCUCCUGUCGUUCUUACAAAGGCGCGAGCAUCGACUCCUCUCAGCUGCAGCUCGGCACGGUGGAGACGCUGUCGCUCCGCGCCUCCAACCCCCUUCCCCAAAAACUCUUGGUGCACUUGGCAGAAGGGGGGAGGGCGGACUUGCGCUCCCUCAGCCCGUGCAUGCUCCGGCUUUCCGGGGCGGGGAUAGCCUACUACGCUCCGGGCCCAGAAACGUCGGUCUGAAGUCCAACCGGACUUAAAACUUUUGUGUGAGUGUGUGCGGAAUAGAGUAUCACGGGAUGUGCAGGCAGCCAUCUUUAUCUCAAGGGUGAGAAUUUGUACAACACACAUGCUCACUUAUGUUCAUUUCUGGACCAGAGAGCACCCCUUUCUAGGUAGUAUUAUCCAAAUUCCUCAUUUAUGAGUUACAGUUCAGUCUUUUUGUACAUUCAUAACUAGGGAUGUCCCCGAUCCAAUCACAUGAUCGGAAAUUGAAUGAACAAAUAUAUAACACAUACAUCGCAAUAUAUCACUUUUUCGAUAUAUUGUCACACACCUAAUCGGGACAUUCCUAUUCAUGAAAAUUUUGCCUGUUCUUCCUUGCUUAUGUCCUUUUUUUAUUUUGCAAAUGUUUGUUACAAAUUGUAUUUAUACUGUAUAUGUUUGGAUUUAUACAGUAUACUUAUAAUACAGUUAUAUGUACCUCUUCCACCCCCAUUCUGUUUGUGUGUUCAGAAUUUCUGGUCAAGUAAGGGCUGCUAUCAAGCUCCGACCUUUAUGUCGUGUAUGUAUGCCUGCGUGCAUGAAGAUGCCUGCACCGUAUGUUUUGUACGUGACACACCUUUGCCUUACAGGUAAAUCACAUAGCAGCAGGCUAAGAGCCAAAGGUGUAAAAAAAAAAAAAUCAAAAAAUAAAUAAUAGGAAGUGAUGUAUUACAAAGCCUUACACACACACAGUCACCCCCAACACACCUCUUCCUACGAGGAUGGGGAAAAAAAUAAGAGAGGGAUGUGCAGUAAUGUCGCCACCCUGCCUUAAUUUACACAUGCCUGCUAGUAGUCGUUUCUAUGGGAUACAUAUUUUCACUACUCCAUCUCACCUUUGUCUCCUUGCAUGUCUCAACUCUUUGCAUGGUGAUUUCUACCCAGGACUGAACUCGGAUUUAUAUUUUAUUAUAUUGUGUUACUACAUGGUGCAGAGGAGUAAUUGGGGCCACACCAUUUACAUUUUAUUCUUGAAAUAUCACCAUUUCAUGUAACGUCACAUCUUUACUCACGUAUAUUUUCUGACUUUAUUGCUAAUAACCUUAUGUUUGUAACCUUACUUUAAUCCUGUGAAAAAUCAUUGCAUCAUUACUGUCGCGUUGUCCGAUAAUUACUUUUUAACAAAUAACUGAUAUCCCGAUUAGGGCUGCAGCUAUCGAUUAUUUUAGUAGUCGAUUAAUCUACCAACUAGUUAGUUGGAAUAAUCGACUAAUCAGAUUAGGAACAUUAAAAGAUUAAGGGGAUGUAAAACAAAGGCCUGCCAUGAUACCACUUUCAGAAGAGCAUUAAUUGCGAAUACAAAAUGAAAUUCCCGAGUGUUUCUUCAAACUAUGCAGACUUGCAGUUUCGUUUAAAAAUAAAUUAAAAUACUUGAACUUAGCCUCAAACGGUAUAAAUAAAACAAAUGAGGAACUAAGUACAACAAAAGAACAAUUGACUAACUUGCAUAGCAAAAGCCCGCUAGCAAAAAUGCUAUAAAUUACUAUAUUUUUUUUUUCACAAUGCUCUUAACAAAUCGUUCAAACGCAUAUUCCCACACAAAAAAAAAAACUGGUCAAUAUACCUAUUAACAAAAUUAUGAAUACAUAAAAAAACAAUAACUCAAACAAAAACUUACCUUAUGUUGGUCUUAACAGGGAGCAGCCAUGUUAAAUGAGUUAUGUCAUAUUAACUGUUGCCACUAGAGGGCAGUGUAUCCACCCAAAUCAAUAAAACUAAAUGCAAACACUUUCAAAACAAACGUUACUCGAUGCAGCAACAAUUGAUGCGAAGCUUUUUUCUAAUCAAAUUACUCGAGUUAAUCGAUUAAUCGUUGCAGCACUUAUCCCGAUAUUGUCUAGGUCCAAAAAUCCGAUACUGAUAUCAAACCAAUACCGAUAUAUGCGUUCGUGGACUUAACAUAUUAUUGCAAAUCGUAUUGUGAUGUCCCACUAGUUGCUUUAAUAAUGGUAAAUGUAACAACUUCAAGGUUUUCCGAAUAAAAUAAAUAUUCUGUAAAAAAUAGAGAACUUCAACUGAAGUUAUAGGGGGAAAUUGCCAAAAUAAUGUCCCCUACAAAUAAAAUAAAUAAAUUGAAAUGAACCAAAUUGUUCAUAAUUAGAUAAAAGUUAAUUCACAAAAAAAUUACAUUUAUAAUAGAUACUCCAAAGAGCCACUAGGGGGCGACAAAGCAAUAAAAAUACAGGCAGGCAAUUAUAGGACAUGCCAAUGCAAUGACAAUUCCCACGUUGCAUUAUGCUGGGCUUUUGCACAUAUCUUUAAUUAUAAUUAUGGGAUUUAUUACUUUUCUUAGUGAGUAUUUCUAUCUGGUGACUAGGCAUGUGCCGGGAUUCUGACAGUAUGAUAACCUUAAGCAAAAAUAUCACUGUUUGACAGUAUCAUGGUAUUGCAAUUACAGUUCUAAAAUGUUUUGUUUUGAGAUUCCUGGGUUACAAAAAAAAUUACAAUUUUCCCAUUGAACAGGAUUUUUAUUUUUCAAAACAACAUAUUAGCAAAAUUGGAAUUUAAGCAUAAUGUUAAGUUAAAUGAAUAAAAAAAAAAUUCUAAAUAAAAUUAAAUUUGCAUGCUAAUUGGCCACGUCAUCUGCCUAGUUAACAAGCUUACGUGACAGUAUGUUUUACUACUGCUAGACACACUACACACACUGAAGUUAACUCUCGUAGCUUGUGGGAAACGUUCAUGACAUAACCUGUAAUUUUGUUUGAAUGUGAAAUCAUAUUGGAGAUAUUUUACAUUUCAGUUGGCCCACCUAAGCCGCGGCUGUCUGUAACUUUCCUUUACCCGAAGUAUUCCCAUAUCAGUGACUUUGUUUUCUUCCAUGGUGGAAAAAGUUAAGGUGUUUCAUGUCCUCCAGUCAACGUGCAGCACAGCUGACUCACUGACAUGAGCAACAACUUGUGGGGAGGCCCUGCAUUUUUGGGACAUAAAAAAUAGCAAAUACCAUAGGGACGGUAUGACGGAAAAUUUUAGCGGUUUUGAAACCUUAACGUUUUCAUACCACGGUAACCGGCACAUGCCUACUUGUGACACAGUAGUUAUAUUUGAUGAGUUUAAAACUAAUUAUUUUUAAUUUAUUGUUCAUUUUAUUUGUGCACCACAAGUGUUUAGGGUCUUUCCCUCAGUUAACAAAUCCCAAGCCUGUUAGUUUGGAGACAUCUAGAGGUCACUCUAAGCACAGCUGCUGUGCUAAGCUGUGACCAGCCCAUCCACAAACUUUUAUAACCCAGCAUGCGUAUUGGCGAAAACUGAAACCUGUAUUUUCCCCAAAUUUUAAAUGCUUUUAUCUCGCGAUAUUAUCGGACAACUCGAAUCAUUGCAUCUUUAGUCACAUGAAACAAUAGAUUUAACUUGUCUUUAUUCUUAUCAAGUUUUUCAUAAGAUAAUUUAGUAAUGUUGACACUUAAAUAUACAAUCCUGCUUUUUUUACAUGUUGGUGUGGCCCUAAUAUUCCUUCCGAGCACUGUGAUAGUUUCAGGUGUUGUAAUAGCAAUUUUCGUGCUCUUUGUAUGUUAUGCAAAAACUCAUGUCAAGUCGGAAAGAAGGCCAAGCGCGUGUACCUUUUGUCUCCCCGUUACGGUGGCAGUCACUAUCAAUGAAGGGAUGUAACUUUUCACAUGUUAUACUCAGCAGGAAGACUUGAAUAGGCGACUUCACAAUCAAUCAAUAGAAUGUCAAACCAAUUUGUCCAUGUCCAGCCGACGAUUGUAGCUCAUUCCGGAUCGACCUCUUUUUUUCCUCUCAAGAACAGUUUAUUUUUAUACACAUCACCAUCUACCAACGGGUAUAGAUUUCAUAUAUUAAAAAAGGAAUUUUUAUUGUACAGAUUAGAUACAAGCUCAGUCUGUUAUGAUUUCGGGACUCAACAUCCUGACCUCAGUGACACUCACUGUGCUGUUGCCAUGUUGUAUCCAGAUUUGACAGUAUUUUUCGGGCUAUAAGUCGCAGUUUUUUUUUCAUAGUUUGGUCACCACAAGAGGGCGCUCAACGCCUAUGGUGCGACUUAUGUUUUUUUUUUCCCCUCUUCAUUAAGCAUUUUUUUGGCAGGUGCGACUUAUAAACCGAAAAAUACGUUACUCCUCUGCUUCAAAGAUUGUUGCACACUCCGCCAUUAUUUAGUUGUACGUUAUGUAUGCCGCAUGUUCACAUUUUGUAAUUUAUUUUUUAAAACUGCUUUCUUAAGUCUCAGCGUGCCAAAAACUGUAUUUUCUGUUUCAAUGUUGACAAAUGUACCACAUUUUGUUAUCAAAAGGAUGGGUUGACCUUUAAUUUACCAACUGUUACUAGUACUGUAUAAUAGUGUUGCGCUUUCAUCCACAUGUAUGCAUAAAACGAUGUCUGUGGGAUGCAUUGUUGUUGCGGACAAUGCAUUUCUGCUAUUUUGUGCCCAUUCAAAGUCUUGGCUAGGCUCAUACCGCAGGUUUUACUGCGCAAAUCCGAAGUGGACCAUUUUAAAUCCUAUCUAGGUCACUUUUAUAUGUGGGUUUUAAACCCAAUCUAUGACACAUUUUUCCAGAAUGUGGCUACGGUCUGUUGUUUUUGGCAGCACUUUUAAUUUUCGUCUUAGUCUUCGUCUUUUGGUCGAAAACACUUAUUAGUCUUAGUCAUAUAUUAGUCAUUUCAAAAUGUGUUCGUCUUCGUCUAGUUUUAGUUGACAGACGAGCACAUAAUUGUAGUCUACAAGGAAAUCACCCUUUUCAUGAUGAUGAUAAUACAUACUCAGCAGGAAAACGGCACAUUAUUUUCAAUUAAUUAAAUUCAUCUGGACGCCACCUGUCUGUAAAACAUUUUCCAGGAGUAUAAGAAGACACCGCGCUAAAUGCUAAAGCAAACGCUAUGCUAACGUGAACGCUAUGCUAACGCUACAAGUUACUUUAGUUAGGGUGACCAAACGUCCUCUUUUGCUUGGACAAGUCCUACUUUCGCGAAGUAUCCUCCACGUCCGGGCGGGUUUUAUAAAUUCAUAAAAUGUUCGGUUUUUAGGAUGUCUCACGGGACAAAUUUGAAGAGAAUCCCUCCGGCCGCUGGGUGUCAGCGCCUGCCUGCGAUGACAUGGCUCCUAGUAGUAGGGAGGGAAGGAGUAGUUCUUGUUUUUGUUGGCAGUUUACCCCUAUCAUGAGGCAUUGCCGCCAUCUACUGGGUUGACGAUUUGGCCACAACGCCUUAAGUUUUUUACGAUAAAUACGUAUAUAAUGGCAACUGUUGACUUCUGUCGGAGCUUUGACUGUAAAAUCCCGUUUGGUGUCGCAUCGUUGCGCUGCCGAUGAUUGUAAACUUUUAUAGCAAAGUUUGAUUUUUGCCUCAGCUAGCUAUCAGUAAGUUGAACCGCGCUAGGCAUUAUGGGAAACGUAGUUUUGAACUGCUACGUUUGGAAACAUGCUGGUUGAAUAGUUUGUCAGUUUAUGUCGGUUUUUGUUUGUGUGCAAUCUAGAACAUUGAAUGAGAAUAUCAAUUCUCGUGUUAGUAAUUUAUAAAAAUGUUUAGUUGGCACAUAGCCUACUGUGUGUAUGUGUAUUGACUGGACUACAUUUCUAUGGGUCUGCAUUAUAAUACGUUUAUAUAUACAGUAUAUAUAUAUAUAUAUAUAUAUAUAUAUAUAUGUAUAUAUAUAUAUAUAUGUAUAUAUAUGUAUAUAUUUGUCAUUAUUUAUUUUUUAUUUUUAUUUUUUUUUCAAACUGCAGUUUUCCAUCCAGAGUGAGGGGGCACACUUUAAAUAUAUUUAAGUGAUAUAGGCAUCUUUGAGUGAACUUCGAGUAAAAUUCAGGUAUCUUGAGGCCGGGCCGAGGGUCCUCUUUUUUGGGAAUAAAAAUAUGGUCACCCUAGUUUAGUGUGUGAUGAUUACUUAUCACAGACCUUUAAAGGCUAAACCACCAUAGCAUAGCCAAGAGAAGGAAGCAAAACUUACCAAGCAGCACCUGACACGUUUCACAAAAGGAGCCUAGAAUGGGAACACGCUUACUCACCGGUGUUUGGGGCGGUGGGGCAUAGCACGUCACGAGUGAAACGACCAAACACUGCUAAAAUGCGUGCUAACCACACACAUGAUAAGAAAAUGUCACACAUUGUGAACUUAUGACGGAAACCAGUGUUUGAUUUUGUCAGCCCUUUUAAUUUUCGUCUUAGUCUUUUGGAGGACAGUGCUUAUUAGUCUUAGUAAUAUUUUAGUCAUCUCAAAAUGUGUCUUCGUCUAGUUUUCGUUGACGAAAACUCAAGACUAAUUUCAUCUAGUUUUAGUCGACGUUUAAUAAAAAUGUUUUCGUCUGUAAAAUGAAAAAAAAUUUAAUUAUACCCACCAGGACGCCACGAACAUUAUGUAGAGAAGUUGUCUGAGAGUUUAAGAGGACGCUCGCCGUUAGCAAUAGCCGGAUGCUAAGGGGAGUGUGAAUGCUAUGCUAACGGUACGAGUUACAUUUUGUGUGUGAUGAUCACUCAGCAUAGUUUAAGAGGACGCUUGCCGUUAGCAAUAGCCUUAUGCUAACGCGAACGUAAAUGCUAUGCUAACGCAGCUACGAGUUACAUUUAGUGUGUGAUGAACACUCAGCACAGACCUUUAAAGGCUAAAUAAACAUUUCCUAUUCUCUCUUUUUGCCAAGAAAAAAAGACUAAUCUCGUGUGUAUCUCAAAACAGGCAAUGGGAAGACUGGAGAGGACACUAGCGGGAUGAAUUGGGGUGGAGGGGCGGAGCACGUCACAUGAGUGACACAACCAAACACAUUGUGAACAUUUGACAAAAGUCGAAAACUGGCAUUCGUUAUGCUUUAAUCUCCCACUAAACGUUUUUAGCUAUUUAUCGUCUCGUCAUCGUCAUGAAAAAAUUGUUUGUUGACGAAUUAUUUUCGUCAUAGUCAUCAUAGACGAAAAUAAAACUGACGGAAACUUUGGCAAAUUUUCAUCUCGUUCUUGUCAGACGACACUGGCAUCCAUCUCAUCAUCUUUUAGUUUCCCAAGACACGUCGUAAGCGUGUCAUCGUGACCUCAUCGUUAUGAAAGAAUUGUUUGUUGCCGAAAUAUUUUCGUAACAUCGUUGAAGAAACAACACGGGUCUGAAGAUGUCUUCCCAAAUCAGAAUUCUGGCGACCGCUGAUGACGCUAAUUUGUACCGUUAAGCAACGGGUGGAUUUGCGCAAUGAAGUAGCAAAUGUUGAAAACUAACAUGGAGGGCGGAAUGAUCUGUGGUGUGAAGUGGAGGGAGAUUGAAGUUCAAGAAUCAAUAGGAGAAACCAUACAAAGAUAUUAUAGUAGCAUAUAAUGGCGCUUCUUUCUUGUGACGUAUUUUUCUACAUCUGCGCAUGCUGGUCACUUUCUUAACGGGCAUGUGAAAAGACUAGAUCUGACAAAAAAUCGGAUUUGUGCAUUAAGACCUGUGACCUGGAUCUGAUUUGAAGUUCACUUCUAUGCCACUUGUCCCGUUCAGACCAUCAAGUUAAUGCCUCACUCGAGUCGGAAAAACACGAAAAUGUUGGAUUCGCGCAUUAAGAACUGCGGUAUGAACCUAGCCAUACUUCAAUUUACGUCCAGCUUUGCUCAUAAUAUUGCCUUCAUAAAUUUUUUUAUUUGGAAUUUAAGAAAAAAAAAUAAGAGCUUUCGGGUGGAACACAUUGUGCUCAACUACAAUGCAUUUUUACUUCAUUUCUUUGCAUUUGAAGAAUUAAGUUCCAACUCAUCUCACAUUGUGCUUUCAUGCUGUGUUGUAUUUGAAAGCAUGAAAAAACAAACAAAAAAACACUCGAAUACAUUGUGGUCAUCUACAAUCAUUUUUAUUUGUAAUUUCUUGAGUUGUCCAAUAAUGAUUAUUUAAAUGAUAACAGAUAUUGUCCAACUCCAAAAAUCCGAUACCAAUAUUAAACCGAUACGGAUAUAGUCGUUCUUGGACUUAUGGCUAAUUUUAUUGUGAUGUCCCACUUGAUGCUUUAAUAAUAAUAAAGCUCACAUAUAAAUUUCCAAGCAUCUUAGUUUAGAGACAUCUAAUGGUCAGUAAGCAUAACUGCUGAGCUAAGCUGUGACCAACCCUGGUACAAAGGCAGAAAGCUCCUGCGUUCACUUUGAAGGCAACAUGCAUAAUGCCUUCAAACUGAUCAUGAAAAACCAAUGUCGAUAUUAUCCGUUUUUUUUUUUUUUUAAUGCUUUUAUCAGCUACCCGAUAAUAUCGGACAACUCUAGUAAUUUCUAUAUUUUUCAACUCCUUGUAGUUGUGUUGCCCAUUCUGGUAUUUUGUGUACAUUUCCUUUGCUACUUUUGUACAUCUGUUAAUGAUUAGAUUAUCAAAUUUGGGUCUGGGUUUACCAAAAGGGUCAGAGAUAUGACACAGCACUUUGUGGUACAGAUCAGUGUUCGCCCAAAAAUUGGGGUCCGUUGAGUUGAUACUGCUAUACUACUCUACGUUAUUUUUCUAUGAAGAUUGUAGUGGAUGAAGUGACCAAAUAACUUGAAACUGGAACAAAUUGGCCUCCAUCUCAAAUGGUUGUAUCUCACCAGCCUUUUUCUCGAAUGUCAACGCUGCUUCUCUGAAGUCCAUCAGCACAAGUGCAGCAGGAGUUCAAAAUGCUGACGUCAACGAGCAUGGCAAAGAUGCCAGGCGUGUGUGUGUAUGUCCGCUCCCGAGCGGUACAUGCAUCUUCCGUACAGCACUGUUUGUAUUAAUAAUUAUAUAUAAAAGGUUUUGAGACUUUUUUUUUUUCUUAAAAAAAUGAUGUUUUUUCCUUUUAUUAACUAUUUUGCAAGCCUGUCUGUAGCAAAUUAGGGUUAAAUGCACUGUAUUGUUAUUUUGCUUGGAAUAAAGAA
Corythoichthys intestinalis (scribbled pipefish) is the source of this 12823-nucleotide messenger RNA. RefSeq names its product phospholipid-transporting ATPase IH-like. Gene Ontology annotation, biological process: phospholipid translocation. Gene Ontology annotation, molecular function: ATP binding; ATP hydrolysis activity; magnesium ion binding. Gene Ontology annotation, cellular component: plasma membrane; recycling endosome; endoplasmic reticulum. The coding region runs from base 419 to 4024 and encodes 1201 amino acids. The transcript is spliced from 30 exons. Lineage: Eukaryota; Metazoa; Chordata; Actinopteri; Syngnathiformes; Syngnathidae. The record is from RefSeq and is a predicted model, not a curated record.